Messenger RNA from Chenopodium quinoa (quinoa), 2237 nucleotides. Its product is annotated as transcription factor TGA2-like. The coding region runs from base 489 to 1871 and encodes 460 amino acids. NCBI's taxonomy places the organism in Eukaryota, Viridiplantae, Streptophyta, Magnoliopsida, Caryophyllales, Amaranthaceae. The record is from RefSeq and is a predicted model, not a curated record. Gene Ontology annotation, molecular function: DNA-binding transcription factor activity; sequence-specific DNA binding. The transcript is spliced from 12 exons. Gene Ontology annotation, biological process: regulation of DNA-templated transcription; DNA-templated transcription.
GUUGCGUUAAGCUUAGCUGUAUUCACAGAUUUUGCUUGGUGGAAUUAUAAUUUAUUUUCUUCAUUUUGGGUUUUAUUUUUGUUUAAUUAUUAUUAUUAUUUUUUUUUUUUUUUUACAAUUUUACAUAAAAGUCAAAGCAGAAGACUGUGAAUUUCUCCUAGUCUUCUUGCCUCUUGCGUCACUUGGGCAGCUCUAAUUUUUUUCAUCUUUCUUCCCUUUUCUUCUUCUGGGUUUACUUUUGGAAUAGUUUAAGCUUCUGGGUUUUGCUCAAAUUUCAAUUUUACUGAAUUCCAGCUUCAGAUUUUGGGUGUUCUUGGGUAAAAUUGUGUUGGGUUUUGUUCGAAAUUGUUGGUGUUUUUGGUUCAUUUCUGGAUUGUUGGGCGCUAAAGAUUGUCUCAUUUCAAAGGAGUUGUACUAUUUAUUUGGUUAUUUGGAGGUUACUAUUCCUGAAUUGAUAGAGGUUGUGGAGGUGGUGAUGAUGGUUGUUCAUGAGGAGCCAAACAGUGAGGGUUGGAGUGCAAGCUGAAAAGGCGGCUUCAAACGGGAUGCCGAGUUUUGAUCCUCCGACACCAAUAUCUAAUACACUUGAAGCAAGCUCUAUUUCCUGUCGAGUUUCUGAUUUUGGACUUUUGGAGCAAACAAAUGGGUUCCUGGUGGAAAAUACUGUAGGUCUUAGAAACUCUGUGAUUAGCUCAACCAUAUCAGUUGGGGGUCAAGUUGUUCCAUCUGAUCCUUUUCAUAGCAUCUCUAUUAAGAAGGCAUCACCAGGUUUACUAUAUAUAAAUCCAUCUGCUACGCAAUCGCAAUCCAGUCUACAUAAGAAUCUGGUUUCUUUUUCUAGUGGUAGUUUGGAAAAUUGGGGAGAGUCUAACAUGGCAGACGGUAGUCCAAGAACAGAUAUUUCAACGGAUGCAGACACAGAUGAAAGAAACAAGAGGUUUGAUAUAGUUACAUCGGCUCAUGCAGCUUCUGAUUCGAGUGACAGAUCCAAGGAGACUAAAGAUCAGAAGACUCUACGAAGGCUUGCUCAGAAUCGUGAGGCAGCAAGGAAAAGUCGGCUGAGAAAAAAAGCAUAUGUGCAACAGCUGGAGAGUAGCAGAUUAAAGCUUACUCAACUCGAGCAGGAGCUCCAACGAGCACGACAACAGGGAAUUUUUAUCUCAAGCUCAGGGGAUCAAGCCCAUUCAAGUGGUGGAAAUGCUGGAGCAAUGGCCUUUGAUGUAGAACAUGCUCGCUGGCUGGAAGAGCAAAACCGUCAGAUCAAUGAAUUAAGAGCAGCAGUUAAUGCUCAUGCUGGUGAUGCUGAACUUCGUGUCAUUGUUGAUAGUGUCGUGGCACAUUAUGAUGAUAUUUUUAGGCUCAAGUCCAAUGCUGCCAAGAAUGAUGUUUUUCAUCUUUUGUCGGGUAUGUGGAAAACGCCUGCGGAGAGGUGCUUUCUGUGGCUAGGAGGCUUCCGUUCAUCUGAGCUUCUUAAGCUUCUUGUAAACCAGCUGGAACCUCUGACCGAACAACAAGUAAUUAACAUUCAGAACUUGCAGCAGUCUUCACAACAGGCUGAAGAUGCAUUGUCUCAGGGAAUGGAGGCCCUGCAGCAGUCACUGGCAGAAACUUUGUCGAGUGGUAAUCUUGGUUCAUCAGGUUCAUCUGGAAAUGUUGCAAAUUAUAUGGGUCAAAUGGCCAUGGCUAUGGGAAAACUUGGUACCCUUGAAGGAUUUAUUCGCCAGGCUGAUAACUUACGCCAACAAACGCUACAACAAAUGCACCGGAUAUUGACGACACGACAGUCAGCUCGUGCACUUUUAGCAAUUCAUGAUUAUUUCUCCAGGUUGCGUGCUUUGAGUUCCCUUUGGCUUGCCCGUCCAAGAGAAUGACAACCUUUUAACUCGUUAAUCAGGAGUAGCUUUGUUAAAUGGCUGGCGCGGGUUUAUUUGAGAGAUCAGCAUGCCAACCCCAUUCGUUCAUCGGCCCACAAGUCAUUGCCUGUGUAUUAUCAACACCAUGACCAACACUGUUGUACCAUAUUUACUGAUUAGAAAGUUGUGAGUUUCUAUCAUUGUUUUCCGCUUCAAGGAGAUCAGUGAUGGAAUAUUUAAAAUUGGCUUGUAGUUCUGUUGAUGUAUUGAUUAUCAUGGGUAAAUUAUUUGAGAAAAUGAAAGUGUUCACACCAAAUUUGAUAUACUAAAUUUUAUGUGAUGCAUUUGUAGUUUGGCCGUGUUAAAAAACGUUUUCAGAGUGUA